AUGGUGGACACCGGUUGUUUCUUCAACAUUGACGGCGGAUACUUGGAAGGACUGUGCCGCGGCUUCAAGUGCGGCAUACUCAGACAUGCCGAUUACCUGAACCUUGAGCAGUGCGAGACCUUGGACGAUCUCAAAUUGCAUCUGCAAUCCACGGACUACGGCCAGUUCUUGGCCAACGAACCCAGCCCGCUGGCGGUGUCCGUCAUCGAUGACAAGUUGCGCGAGAAGCUCGUCAUUGAAUUUCAACACAUGCGCAACCAUGCCGUGGAACCCCUCAGCACGUUCCUCGAUUACAUCACGUACAGUUACAUGAUUGACAACAUCAUAUUGUUGAUCACCGGAACACUUCACCAGCGCCCCAUAUCUGAAUUGAUACCAAAGUGUCAUCCAUUGGGGAGUUUCGAGCAAAUGGAAGCAAUACACGUUGCUGCUACUCCAGCCGAACUCUACAAUGCUGUGUUGGUCGACACACCGUUGGCUCCAUUCUUCGUUGACUGCAUUAGUGAACAGGAUCUCGACGAAAUGAACAUUGAAAUUAUUCGUAAUACUCUGUAUAAGGCUUACUUGGAAUCGUUUUAUGAUUUUUGUAAAAAGCUUGGAGGUAUCACUGCUGAUACUAUGUGUGAAAUAUUAUCGUUUGAAGCUGAUAGACGGGCAAUAAACAUUACAAUCAACUCGUUUGGAACAGAAUUGACUAAGGAUGAUAGAGCUAAGCUGUAUCCAAGAUGCGGCAAACUCUACCCAGAUGGUCUUGCAGCCUUAGCUAGAGCUGAUGAUUACGAUCAGGUCAAAGCUGUUGCUGAAUACUUCGCUGAGUACAGUGCUCUGUUUGACGGUGCUGGCACUAAUCCUGGUGAAAAAACUCUUGAAGAUCGUUUCUUUGAACAUGAAGUGAAGUUGAAUGUUAAUGCAUUCAUGCGCCAAUUCCAUUACGGUGUUUUCUACUCGUAUUUGAAACUUAAAGAACAAGAAUGCAGAAAUGUCGUGUGGAUAUCUGAGUGUGUGUCGCAAAAGCAUCGUGCUCGCAUGGAUAACUACAUUCCCAUUUUCAAAUAA
Macrosiphum euphorbiae (potato aphid) is the source of this 1056-nucleotide messenger RNA. The record is from the annotation of a GenBank genome assembly. Lineage: Eukaryota; Metazoa; Arthropoda; Insecta; Hemiptera; Aphididae.